AUGGAGAUCGCCCACAAACAGUUUCUUCAAGCAAAUCUGCCCACAGCAUCAUUCCUCUUUCCUGGUUCAAAGUCAUAUGAGAAGGCCAUCUUUAUUGGAAACCUACUCUACCGCUUCAAGACCCCUACUACAGUGAUCCAAGCUGUAACCGAGGAAGAUGUCGCAAAAACGCUCUCGUAUGCAAAGAAAAAUAACAUCAAAUUGACUGUUAUAAGCGGAGGACAUUCGUAUGCUGGCUACUGUCUGAAUGAUGGUGGCAUCGUUCUGGACAUAAGCUCUAUGAACAAGGUAUCAAUUGACCGUACGAACAUGACCGCAAGUAUCCAAGGUGGGGCAGUCUGGCAAGAUGCGUACAACUCUUUAUUGGAAGAAGAGAAUCGGAAUCUCAUGAUAAUCGGUGGCCAAUGUCCAACGGUUGGAGUGAGUGCAUUUUUGCUGGGUGCCGGUCUCAGCCCUUUCUCUCGCUCCUAUGGACUGGGCAUUGACAAUGUUCUGGAGAUGACUAUCAUCACUGUAAAUAAGGACGGGGAGGCAGAAAAAGUUACUGUCACUCAUGAGGAUGUUGACCCUGACAAAUGCGACCUAUUCUGGGCAAUUCGUGGCGGAGGCGGUGGUAAUUUCGGUGUCACAACUCACAUCAAAGUAAAGUUGCAUGAACUCAGAGACCGUGGAGGCCAUGUUGUGUGCGGAGAUCUCACUUGGAAUCUCUCAGACCCAGAGCAAGAGAAGUCUUUCAAGGAAAUGAUGCAAGUCUGGAAUGAGACUACUUGGCCAAAAGAGGUAUGCGCUGACGCUGUCUGGCGGUACAAUAGCAGCAACCAGCUACUAGGGCAGAUGACAAUAAUUUACAAUGGCAAGAUGGGCCAAUGCCUUAAGGACCUUGCACCAUUAUUUAACUUUGAUCCCGACAACAGCCUCAAGGUCAUGCAUUGGACUGAUUGGCAAGUUAUCGAUGCUACGUUUGAUGUUUUCUCAAAGGUAUACCAUCACCACGGAUCAUUCAUUUUUGCUGAAGGUGGAAUCACAUCUACUGUGGUCGAUAUAAUUAUGCAGUUGAUGAAGGAAGCAAAAGAACUCGAGAAAAAAAAUUCUGUGAGUGGCUGCCAUAUCCUAUGGGACCAUAUUGGAUGCGCUACGACAGAGAUCAAGUCUGAAGACACGGCCUUUCCCUGGCGUGAUGGUGUCUAUGUUGCCACUAUAAAAGCAAGUUGGGUCGAUCCCAGCAUGCAUGAAACCAUGUUUAAGUUUGUGAGUCGGGCCAAAAAGCUGCUGUAUCCAUACUCCAUUCAGGGGAAAGCGGCGUAUAUCAAUUAUAUUGAUAGCACAGUGAAGAACUGGCAAGAGGCAUAUUAUGCGGACAACUAUUCCCGGCUCCAGAAAGUCAAGAGUCGCUGGGACCCGACUAAUUUCUUUCGGUUUAAGCAGAGCAUUGAGCCUAUUGGUCAUGAGAGGACCCACUAUGAUGAUAGCCCACCCUGGGAAAAGUAUGCCCUGCCGACACCGCAGCUGCUCGGCAAUCCCAAAACAAGGGACCAGGUUUAUACGACAGGUGCUCGUAUUCGUCAGUCUAUAUUCAUGGCUAAUAAACAAAAUUAG
Molecule: messenger RNA, 1596 nt
Organism: Paraglomus occultum
Lineage: Eukaryota; Fungi; Glomeromycota; Glomeromycetes; Paraglomerales; Paraglomeraceae
Source: the annotation of a GenBank genome assembly